GGACGGCACCCGGUCGUCCCGCCCAGCUCCCCCGCGGCAGCCUCCGGCUUCCGGGAAGGCCGGGCACUUUGGACCCGGGGUGCGCGCUCGGCGGGCCCAGGAGGCGGGGAAUCAUGGCAUUUGGUGGUGAAGAGAUAGACGAAGUUAUGAAGGAGUAUUUGAAAGAUGAAGAAUUUACAAAAGAUGAACAGAAGCAGAAAUUAAUUGAAAAAAUAUUAGAGGAAAACAUUUACUUAACGAUGGAGAUCCAAAAGCUUGAAACUGAGUUACAAGAGCCCACCGGCAGCUCUCAGAUUAAAGAGGAUAUUCCUGAAACAAAGAUGAAAUUCACAUCAUUAGAGAAUCCUGAGGAUGACAGCAGGUUUUCAAAUAUCUCCUGUUCAUUUCAAGUGAGCUCACGAGUUCCUUAUGAGCUACAAAAAGGAGAAGCACUCAUCACCUUUGAAGACGAAGAAGUUGCCCAAAAUGUGAUCAGAAUGGAGAAGCAUCACGUGAACAUAAUGGAUAUAGGUGUGGAGGUUAUGGCCAAGCCAGUUCCCUUAAAUUCAGGAGUCAGAUUCCAGGUUUCUGUAGAAGUGUCUAAAAUGAAGGUCAAUGUUACUGAAAUUCCUGGAGAAUUGCCUGAAAAUCAGAUGAGAGACAAGAUAGAACUGAGCUUUUCUAAGUCCCGAAACGGAGGCGGAGAAGUGGAAUGCGUAGAGUAUGAUAAGCAGGCCGGAAGUGCUGUCAUCACAUUUGUGGAAACUGGAGUUGCUGACAGGAUUUUGAAGAAGAAAGACUAUCCGCUGUAUAUAAACCAGGACUGCCACAGAGUUGUUGUUUCACCAUACAUAGAAACUCACUUGAAAAAGUUUCAGGUAUUUUCAGGAAUAUCUAAGAGGACAGUGCUUCUGACUGGACUGGAAGAUCUCUACAUGAUGGAUGAAGAAAUUGUAGGGGAUUCCGUUAACAUUCACUUUCAGCGGCCGAAGAAUGGAGGUGGAGAAGUAGAUAUGUUCAAAUGUUGUCUCAAUGAAAUUUGCGUAGCAUACUUUCAAGAAUAGACUUAUGGAGUCAUAUAACAAUUAGAGCUUCUGAGCCCAAAUCACUAUCUGUGUUUUACAAAAACUUUUCUCCUU
Messenger RNA from Pipistrellus kuhlii (Kuhl's pipistrelle), 1118 nucleotides. It is a transcript of the gene NMI, whose product is annotated as N-myc and STAT interactor. The record is from RefSeq and is a predicted model, not a curated record. The transcript is spliced from 8 exons. Bases 114 to 1043 code for a protein of 309 amino acids. Lineage: Eukaryota; Metazoa; Chordata; Mammalia; Chiroptera; Vespertilionidae. Gene Ontology annotation, cellular component: cytoplasm.